Maniola jurtina (meadow brown) is the source of this 3157-nucleotide messenger RNA. Its product is annotated as WD repeat, SAM and U-box domain-containing protein 1-like. Gene Ontology annotation, molecular function: protein binding; ubiquitin-protein transferase activity. The coding region runs from base 314 to 3064 and encodes 916 amino acids. Lineage: Eukaryota; Metazoa; Arthropoda; Insecta; Lepidoptera; Nymphalidae. The record is from RefSeq and is a predicted model, not a curated record. Gene Ontology annotation, biological process: protein ubiquitination. The transcript has 11 exons.
UAUGUACUUACAUUAACGAGCCCUCGCGUGCGAGGUCGCAUCUGCAAUCGAUACGAGCAGUGAGUAGUGACCACGUCAGCGGUCGCUACCACGCGUGCAUACACCCACACCGUGGCGCGGUGGCAGCUCGUCGAUAUCUUUACAUUAUAGCUUCCCAUAAGUUCAAUGGCACAAUUGAAAAAUCAUUUGUUAUAGGUAACUUACAAUAAUAUUAUUAUUUAUGUAUUCUAUACACAUUGAAUCAAUACAUGGUUCGUCAUAGUCAUCAAUGAAGCGUGGCGUUGCAUGAGCGAGUCGGCGCGGCGGUGGCAGGAUGGCGCUGCGCGGCGAGCCGACGUUGACAGCGACGCUGGUAGUGCAGCGCGGCGACGUGGCGUGCGCGGCGACGUGCGGCGCGCUGCUGGCGGCGGGUGGCGGUGACGGCGCGCUGCGGCUGUGGCGCUGGCGCAGCGGCACGGGCUGGCUGGCGGUGGGCGAAACGCGCGCUCAUCGCUACGGCGUCACAGCGGUGCAAUUCGCGCACUCGGGCGUGCUGCUGGCUACGGCGGGCGUGGAUGGCGCAGCACGCGUGUGGGCAGCGCGCGGCACACUGCAAACGCGGCGCGUGCUGGCGGCACCGGGUGUGGCCGCCGCGCGCGCCGUGCGUUGGGCUACGGGCGAGCGCCUGUGCGUCGGCCAUGACGACGGCGCGCUGCGCGUGUGGGCGGUGCGCACUGGUGUACUGCUAGCACACGUGCGCGCACACGAGGGCGCACUGCACGCCGUGGUGGCACUCGCAGGAGCGGCUCUCUUGCUUACCGCUUGCACGGAGGGUGUUUUGAAAGUGUAUGAUUUUGAAGGUGAAUACUUCAGCAUAUUACUUCAGUUGUCGUCCGCGGGUGCAGAGGGCGGGACGGGCCCGGCGCCGCUGCUGUGGGAGGACGGCGCGCACGACCUGGGCGCGCUGUGCGGCGCGGGCUGGGCGCGCGGCGCGGCCACGGGCGGGCACGACGCGCGGGUGCGCGUGUGGCGCGUGCUUGGCGCGGGGCGCGCGCGACGUGUGGCGGCGGCGGGCACGCUGUCGGGGCACACGGCGGCGGUGACGGCGCUGAGCUGGGCGCGCGGCGUGCUCGCGUCCGCGUCGCUGGACCGCACGGCGCGCCUGUGGACGCCGGACUCCGGCGCGUGUCUGUGCGUGCUGCACGCGCAUGCACGCUAUCUCACUUGUAUCGCCCUCGUUGAUGAUUUACGAUAUAUUGUCACAGGUUCCAAUGACAGAUCGAUCCGCACGUGGUCUCUGGGCAGCUUCUCAUUGGAUGACGAUCUGGAUCCGACAUGUAUGCCCCUCGACCAUUUCGGUCUGGGCGAUCUCGAGGGCAUCGGGCCAGUGGACGACGAGGCGGCGGCGGGCGGUGCGGAGAGCACGCCGGGCACGGUGCUGGAGCCGCAGCGCGUGCACCGGGUACUGCACCCCGCUGCCGUCAACUGCGUCGUCGCCUCGGGGGACCGGCUGGCCACCGCCUGUUUCAGCGACGGGCGGGUGCGAGUGUUUGGCUGGCAGACGGCGGAUGGGAUGCUGGUGCUGCAGCAUGAGCUGCUCGCGCACGCGUACCCCGCGCUGGCCGUAGACUUCGACGCGAGCGGAACCGUGCUGCUGAGUGGAGGGCUAGAUGGCUGUGCCAGGUUAUGGGACGUGGAGUCAGGCUGUGCGCUGGCGGCGCUGUCGGUGGCAGGGCUGGGCGCGCCGGACGGCGGCGGCGGGGGCGGGGUGAGGGGCGCGCGCUGCUCGCCACUGCUGCUGCUGCUGGCUAGUGACGACGGGGUGGCGGCCGUGUGGGGUGUGGACCCCGUCACCCCGGAUCCUUUGCACGUAUACCCGGCGCUGUCUGCGGCGGCGACGUGUUGCGCGUGGGCGCGUGGAGCUCGCGCAUGCGCAUGUGGUGGCGCAGCAGGCGAGCUGUUGCUGUUGGCCGCGCCACCGCGCCCCGCUGUGCUGGCCUCGUGCACCGACGCGCACGAUCUUGGCGAGUUGCAUUCGAAUAAUACGAGAAUACAAAAUUAUGGUGCAGGUGUGCUUAGCUGUGACUUCAACCCUAGCGUGGAGAAACGUGACGAGGACGAGGGAAGUGAAUCAUAUUUACUGGCGACGGGUGGACAGGACGCGCUGGUGAAGCUUUGGUGGGCAGUCGUGGAUGAUAAUGAUGGGCAGUUAACGGAAGCGCACUCCCUGGCGGCGCACGAAGGUGCUGUACAAUGCGUGCGCUGGAGUAGUGCCGGGGACGUGCUGGCCACUGGUGGUAAUGACCGCUGGGCACGCGUGUGGAGCGUGGAAGUGAAUAAAGACCAAUUAGAAGUGCGUGCAUUGUUCGCCGUACCUACAGACGUUGGCGGUGCGCUCGCCGUGUGCCUGUUCGGGGACUCUGUUGCCCCCUUCCUAACUGUGGGUUCGCAGUCAGGCUCGCUGACCCUGUGGCAGCUUCCAACAGACACUGAGCUAGAUAGAACCGAAGGUGCUGAGCCCCGCGUUUGGGGGACGGCUGGAGUGACACGGUGGCUGCGCGAGUAUGUCACCAGACCGCCAGGCACCUUCAUAUCUGAGGCGGAGGAAACCCGGCUGUUGGACUCGGCGCGUUCAGCCGCGUUAUCGGGUGCGGAGCUGCUGGAUACACCGUUGCAAGAGCUGCUGCAAGUCUUUACUUAUGGAUCUGAGGAUGAGGAAACGAUAAAAGCAGAUGGAAAAGAUGCAAUCCUGGAGCGAUUACGGGAUGAAAUCCUGUGGCUCCGCCGGGACGCUCUGCCCGAUGAGCUGGAGAGUGCAGCGCCGCACGCGCUGCGUUGUCCGCUGUCACACCGCGUGAUGCGCGAGCCGGCGCGUGCAGCGGAUGGGUUCACGUAUGAUCGACAGAGCUUCCUGCAUUGGCGGCUAGCGAGUGGCAGCGAGGAGCUGGUGUCGCCGGUCACCGCGCGCCGCUUGCUCAGCGCCGCCGUGGCUCCCAACUACGGCGUCCGGGACGCGCUGCGGCAUUUCCUCAGCUGGCCACUACUGCAGCCGCAACCAACCAGCGACCAACACUGCGACCAGUGACAUACUUGUUCUUCUUCUUCUCAUAAUAUAUGGCUUUUCUCAGUGCCACAACAGCACAAUGUACUUUGCCAGUCUCAAGUAGCUUGAAGGAGA